CGUCGAAUCUUCUUACUUUGGACGAAAUGUCAUCACCUUGGGGAGAGAGCUACUAGGGUUUUUAUUUAUAUUUAGAGUUAUCUAUUUUGUAGAAUCUUCCACCGUUCACUCCUUUUUUCGUUAUUCAAUUCAGGGUUUUGAGGUGGUGAUAGUUAUGGAUCCCCGAUUCAGUGAAAUGCACAAUACUAUGAAUGGAUUCAGAUUUGAUGAUGAGACUGUCUUACCCAUUUUUGGGCAAUCUCAUGACCAGGUUACUGGAUAUAAAGAUGAUGUUUCUUUAGACCUUAAUAUUGCAGAUAUCCCUUUCCUUUCAUUUAGCCCGAGCCGUGAAAAUUUCACUCCAUCUUUGAGCGGAAGCACUGAGGUGGAAUCUCCCGACGAUCAAGAUUCUGAUCCAGUGCUAAAAUAUCUAAAUCAGAUACUUAUUGAGGAGAACAUGGAUGAUAAGCCGAGCAUGUUCCAUGAUCCACUUGCUUUACAAGCUGCCGAGAAAUCCUUAUAUGAUGUCCUUGGCCAGAAGUACCCACCUUCACCGCUUCAACAAUCUGAUUACUUUAACCACAGUUCGGGAAGCCGAGGUACCUUUUUGGGGAGUUCCGGCGAGUACACAAAUAGCAGUACUAAUGGUGCUAAUUUCAUUGAUCCACAGUGGGUUGUUGAUCCAGGUGAGUUUAAUUCAUCAGUGGAACAGAGUCAGUUGCUGGAUACUGCUUCCAAAUCAAUGAAAACUAGUUCGCAAUGGUCAUUUGGUUCCGUUAACAGCUUCAACGAUGAAAUCAACAUCCAGGUAAGCUCUUUUGAAAAUACCAGCGUAAUUCCAAAUAUAUUCAGCGAUAGCGAGUCUAUCUUGCAGUUCAAGAGAGGAAUGGAAGAAGCUAGUAAAUUCCUUCCCCCAAGUAAUCAAUUGAUUAUGGACUUGGAUAAAUACACUUUACCUCCAAAAUCAGAUGAAAUGUCUCAAAGGGUCGCGGUCAAGGUAGAAAAGGAUGAGAUAGGUAACUUAACUAAUGGCUCAAGGGGAAGGAAGCAUCACCACCCAGAGGAUGGUGAUUUGGAAAAUGUGGAGAGGAGCAGCAAGCAAUCUGCAGUUUAUGCAGAGGAUUUGGAAUUAUCUGAAAUGUUUGACAAAUUUCUCCUUUGCGAACCCAUGCAAUGUAAUGUUGAUGCUAAAUUGCCUAGCGGAGAGGAAAAGAACUUGUUGCGACCUGUACUCUCAAAUGGGUCGAAUGGCGGAAGAACUCGUGCUAGGAAGCAAGAGAGCAAUAGUGAAGCUGUGGACCUGAGGACUCUUUUGAUCAGCUGUGCACAGUCUAUUGCUGCUGAUGAUCGUAGAACGGCAUAUGAACAAUUGAAGCAGAUUAGGCAGCAUGCUUCUCCUACUGGUGAUGCAUAUCAGAGGUUGGCAUAUGUAUUUGCUUAUGGUCUUGAGGCACGCUUUUCAGGCACUGGGACCCAGAUUUAUGCAUCCCUUGCAUCCAAGAAGAUUACAGCUGUUGAGAAAUUAAAAGCUUACCAGGUUUAUCUUUUAGCCUGCCCAUUCAAGAAGAUAUCAAUUUUAUUUGCAAAUAAGAUGAUUGGGGAAGCAGCAUCAGAAGCAACAACUCUGCAUAUUGUAGAUUUUGGUAUUCUUUAUGGUUUCCAGUGGCCUAUUCUCAUUCAGCUGCUUUCAAGGAGAUCUGGUGGGCCACCCAAGCUGCGGAUCACCGGGAUCGAGUUUCCACAACCUGGUUUUCGCCCAGCUGAAAGAGUAGAAGAGACUGGGCGCCGCUUGGCGAAGUACUGUGAACGGUUUGGUGUACCAUUUGAGUAUCAAGCCAUAGCCACACAGAAUUGGGAGACUAUUAAAAUUGAGGACCUGAAGAUUACACAUGGUGAGGUGCUUGCUGUGAACUGUCUCUUUCGAUUUGGUAGAUUGCUUGAUGAGACUGUUGAAGCUGACUGUCCCAGGGAUGUAGUUCUGAACUUAAUUAGGAAAAUGAAUCCAACUAUAUUUCUGCAUGCUGUUACCAGUGGAUCAUAUAGUGCUCCAUUCUUCAUUACGCGUUUCAAGGAGGCCCUCUUUCACUACUCGGCAUUGUUUGAUAUGUUGGAUGCUACCCUACCUCGGGACAAUCCACAAAGGAUGAAUUUUGAACAAGACUUUUAUGGGCGCGAGAUAAUAAAUGUUAUUGCAUGCGAGGGGGCAGGAAGGGUCGAGAGACCCGAGACACACAAGCAGUGGCAAGUCCGCACUAUGAGAGCCGGAUUCAAACCCCUUCCUUUGAAUCGCGAGAUUAUGAAGAAAUUAAGGAAUAAAGUGAUGGCAGGUUAUCAUAAAGAUUUCCUGUUUGAUGAAGAUAGCAAUUGGAUGUUGCAGGGAUGGAAGGGCAGGAUUAUUUGUGGUAGCUCGUGCUGGGUUCCUGCAUAGGAAGCUGUCUUCAUUUUUGAACUCAAAAACUAGGGUUACAAAAAUAAUUCAGUAGCAAGACUAGAGAUAAUCUAAUGAUUUGCCUGCCUACUUUCAGAAGACACUCGUGGAGUAGAUGGAUUUGUGAGAUGCACUAAUGUAACCAGAUAAUUGAGGUACCUUGGCAGCAUUACAUUUACGCAAAUGUUGUGCUUCUGGUGAUGUAUGAAAAAUCGUGUUCAAAUGGUAUGGAUUAUGGCCCUGAACCUACUUGCAGAGCAGGAAGUUAAUAUUUCUCUUCUUGAAAAAGGUAUAAAUCUACUAUUAAUACCGGCAGCAUUUCUUGAUUAGUUGGCUUACAAAAUGCUGUGUUGUCUUAGUGCUUUGCUUUCUGAAUUCUUGAAUCGACUACGGAUGUUACUAUAGAGAUCUGUUAGAAUGUAGUUGUAAGCUUUUUCGACUAUAUACAUAAUAAUGUGAUUUUAUCUGUAUUAUUCCCUG
This is a messenger RNA of Olea europaea var. sylvestris, 2887 nucleotides long. RefSeq names its product scarecrow-like protein 14. The coding region runs from base 155 to 2407 and encodes 750 amino acids. The record is from RefSeq and is a predicted model, not a curated record. Gene Ontology annotation, cellular component: nucleus. Gene Ontology annotation, molecular function: DNA-binding transcription factor activity; sequence-specific DNA binding. Lineage: Eukaryota; Viridiplantae; Streptophyta; Magnoliopsida; Lamiales; Oleaceae. The transcript is spliced from 3 exons. Gene Ontology annotation, biological process: regulation of DNA-templated transcription.